Filobasidium floriforme is the source of this 1349-nucleotide messenger RNA. RefSeq lists its product as uncharacterized. The transcript is spliced from 7 exons. Lineage: Eukaryota; Fungi; Basidiomycota; Tremellomycetes; Filobasidiales; Filobasidiaceae. The coding region runs from base 201 to 1310 and encodes 369 amino acids. The record is from RefSeq and is a predicted model, not a curated record.
CUGGAGAGGGCACGAUCGAAAAGUCGAAAAGAGGGCGCAAGGACUUGUCGAAAUACUGCCUCUUCCAUAUCGGUACUCAUAACAAGGCCAAUCUCAGGAAAGCAAAGCAAAGAAGCCCUUCAACAGCGUGGUCUGGGUCUCUUUAUGUCGUUGGGGAAGAUGCGGAGAAGAUACUAGGCAGGCAGAUCAAGGUCCCCGAGAUGGAAGAACGAGGCUACGAGCUUGACAAGCUCAUACGACAAUCCCGGCAAUCGAAAGCUGGCUCGGACUCGGAUUCGGGCAGUUCGGUCAAGGUGUUCAAGAAGGGCACGAGAGAGGCGAUGUGCAAGUGGAUUUCUACCCAUCCUACAACCGCGGCUGCUCAUCAGGACCCUGCGGCAACAGACCCAAAGUUGCAAUUCCAGACAGCGUGGUUGCAAUACUGUCAUGGUACUCCCGGAUUGCAAGAGGUUUUGGCAGAGUGCGUUGCAGGACCUGAACAAAAGACCGUCACCUCGACCUCGUUUCCUUUCCCUCACGGCAAAGAACCGCCAGAGCAGAACUCGGAAGCUAGGUUUUGGGCAGCCGCAAUCGACACUCAGGCCGACGACGCUCAGGCCUACAGCAAGAUCAUCGCUUCGGAAGGAUCGAUCGUGGUUUCGACAGCGGGCAAGCUCGUCAAAUCUGAGCUUGAAUCGAUGGGGUUGGAAGUCGUGCUACAUGUUGGUAUCCAGUUGUGGUUCAUUGGAGGCGAGGCUAUGGUCAUCUUGAGGCAGGGAGAUGUACUCAUACUCCGUCCGGGUAUCUCGUACAGCUACUAUUCGGUCGAGCCAAGCAUUCAGCAUCAACGUAGCUUUUUACGUUACGACUGGAUCGAUUCGGGAUUGGUGAAAGCGGCGGAGGAUGAUCUUACCAAGAUCUACCUCUGCUUGAUGGUGCUCGCUCUCUUUUCGGACUCGACGUUUGCACAAAAGCACGGCCUAGUCCACCCGAAACUUCGUCAACUCGUCGAGAGUUUCACCACCUCGUCUGAAACCAUCGAUACACAUCCGCUAGAACAGCUCAAAAAGCUCGCCAAGAAACGAUUGGGAAAGAUGUCAAGAGCCGAGCAGGUUACCGAAGACACAGCCGGCGGGAAGCGAGCUAGGGAGGACGAGUCGGAAGACGGAGAACAAGUGGGCCGUCCAGACAAGCGAGUCAGGGGUCCGGAAGAGGCAGAGGAGGGAGAAGGAGGAGGUCCGAGAGAGUCGAAUAUCGAUGGAAAUGAGCAGAGGCAGGAAGGCUCGAGGUCAGGAGAAGGCGAGGAACAGGGUGUCGAGGAAGCGCUUUGAGGCGGGUUCGCUUUUUCGAAUUUACGGGGUUUGCUUUUC